Schistosoma curassoni is the source of this 824-nucleotide messenger RNA. NCBI's taxonomy places the organism in Eukaryota, Metazoa, Platyhelminthes, Trematoda, Strigeidida, Schistosomatidae. The record is from the annotation of a GenBank genome assembly.
AUCACUUUGAAAAAUUUGAAAAAAUUAUUUCGAAGUACCAUUGAUUGAAAAUUGAAGUUCCCAUUUUGUUUAAUUCUCACUCUUUAUUAGUGCGCAUUUUGUGGUAUCACUCGUGUAGGCAUGAGUUUCCAAAAAAAGCCCAUAAUUAUAGAUGCACAAGGCCAUCUUCUUGGUCGUUUGGCCUCUGUUGUGGCCAAAACAUUGCUCAAUGGUCAGAAAGUAGUCGUAGUACGGUGUGAAGGCAUCAAUAUAUCAGGAUCGUUUUAUCGAAACAAAUUAAAAUAUCUUGACUUCCUUAGGAAGCGGAUGAACACCAACCCAUCGAGAGGUCCAUAUCACUUCAGAGCACCCGCAAAAAUAUUCUGGCGUACUGUCCGUGGUAUGCUUCCUCACAAGUUAUACCGUGGGAAACAGGCUCUUGACAGACUCAAAGUUUUCGAAGGCAUACCUCCUCCAUACGACAAGAAGAAGCGCAUGGUUGUUCCUUCAGCUUUACGAGCAAUCCGGUUGAAGCCAGGACGAAAGGUAUCUGAUCAUAACCCUGUUCCUGGAACUUCGUCUUGAACAAGCGGAUAAUACAACUCAACUUUCACUAACAGUAUAUCUUCAAGCCUUGUCAUUUACAUUUUUUUAAAGCAAUUAGUCCUUUUUGUAAACUACAUCGUACGAUGUAAAAUUGUUUCUCUCCCCUUUGUUACUUACUUGAAUUUUCAUUUGAUUGACCUUUAUCAAUUUUCAUAUAAAAUGCCCUGACAGGUAUGUGUGACCAGAUUGUUCGAAAUGUAUAGCGCAAAUACAUCACAUUUUUCAGAUCAACUCCGUUU